AUGAAACAUAGCUUAGUUCUUCUUUCUUUUUUUGUACUCUUUCAUACUUGCAUUUGCUUCCAUGAAGUUCCUCAUAUGCUCAUCCUUGGUAUAGCUAAGAGAGAAUUGAUGAAAAAUGAUUAAGAAAUUUACAAAAUUACUGCUAAAUACUUAGACACUUUUUCUGCCUCUGGAAUAGAAACUAUUUCUACUACUUCUUACGAAGAAAAUGCUGUUUGGGGUGAUGAUAUUAAAACUUAUGGUGACGCUUAAAAAGCUAUGGGUAUGUGGCAUUUCAUAGGAAACAAAGAUAGCAAUCCUGAAAAUUUAACUUUAGUAAAAGAUCCUAUGGCUGACUCUGAAAAUGCCUUGAAUGCCUAUGACAAUAUAGUUAAGACAUUCAAAAACAAGAGUUUCAUAGGUAAGAUAACAGAAUUUAAAAUUAUGAUGUUAAAAAUGCUUGUUCAUCUUGUUGGAGAUAUCCAUAUGCCUCACCACACUGGUAGUUAUUAUAAUAGCACAAUUGUAGGUCCUAAUAAAGAAAUUUGGGGUGACAGAGGUGGUAACAGAUAAAAAAUUAAGUUCUAUACAAGCACUGGUAAAAAAGAAUCUACUGAUAUUCACUUCUAUUUUGAUUCUUCUUGCUUUUACUAUAAUUGGAAAAGCAGACUUCAAAGACCUUUAAAUGAUACAUUCAAAGCUUAUUUCGAAGCAGAACUUGAUAGAAUAAUGACUCAAUAUCCCAAAGAAACUCUUAAUAUCAAUAACGCAUAAACAUUCAAUGACUGGGCUGAAGAAAGUUGGAACAUAGCUUUAACUGAAGUAUAUCCUUUCUUAUUGAAAAACAAUGAAAUUCGUUUUGGAGAUGCAUUUUAUAAUAGCAGCUUCGAUAUGAUUUAAAAGAGAAUAGUUAUUGCUGGAUAUAGACUUGCUUAUACCUUAUAAAAUAUGUUCGCAGCAGAAAAAGGAAAGAUAGAUUUAAGUACUCCUCUUACAUAUGAAAUUUCUUAAAAAAAUCCAUUAGACAACGGAGAUAAAUCUAAAGAUAAAGAUACAACAGUAACUGACAACAAAGAUAAACCUAUUGAUAAUAAUAAAGAUAAAUCUACUACUGAUAACAAAGACUAGCUUCCGAAUAAUAAUAAAGAUAAUACUCCUGUAAUUAAUAAUAAUAAUAAAGAUACAACUACAACACCUGAUAAAGAAAAGUUAGUUGAUAAUAAUCAAGAUAAAAAUACAGAUUCCUAUAGUAAUAAAUUUACUGAAGAUUUAUCAAAUAAAGCUAUUGCUGUUGUUUUUGGUGUUUUAUUCGGUUUGACAUUUUUUACUUUAGUUGCCUUAAUGAUUUACUUCCAUAAAACAGUUACAAGUUUAAAGUCUCAUCAUAGAGUUUCCACAGAUUUUUAAGAAGCUAAGACUUUAAAUAUGUAAAGAAUUCCAAGCACUGAGUAAAAUGAAAAUAAACUUUGA
Messenger RNA from Tetrahymena thermophila SB210, 1449 nucleotides. RefSeq names its product P1/s1 nuclease. Lineage: Eukaryota; Ciliophora; Oligohymenophorea; Hymenostomatida; Tetrahymenidae. Gene Ontology annotation, biological process: DNA catabolic process. The transcript is spliced from 2 exons. Gene Ontology annotation, molecular function: endonuclease activity; nucleic acid binding. The record is from RefSeq and is a predicted model, not a curated record.